AUCAACCCCCUAGCCCAACCUAUCAUCUACUCCGCCGUUUUUGCAGGUACACUCAUUGCUGCAUCAAGCUCACACUGAUUUCUCACCUGGGUAGGCCUAGAAAUAAAUAUACUAGCCUUUAUCCCAAUCCUAACCAAAAAAACAAACCCUCGCUCCACAGAAGCCGCUAUCAAGUAUUUCCUAGUACAAGCGACCGCGUCCAUGAUCUUAAUAAUAGCUAUCCUCUCUAACAACCUACUCUCCGGACAAUGAACCAUAACUAGCACUACCAACCAAUACUCAUCACUAAUAAUCCUAACAGCACUAGCUAUGAAACUGGGAAUAGCCCCCUUUCACUUCUGAGUCCCAGAAGUCACCCAAGGAACUACCCUUACAUCCGGCCUGCUCCUUCUCACAUGACAAAAACUAGCCCCCAUCUCAAUUAUGUACCAAAUCUUCCCAGUGGUAAACACAAACAUUCUCCUUACCUUUUCAACCCUAUCCAUCAUAGUAGGCAGCUGAGGCGGACUAAACCAGACCCAACUACGCAAAAUCCUGGCAUACUCCUCAAUCACCCACAUAGGAUGAAUAAUGGCCAUUCUUCCAUACAACCCAAACAUCACCAUCUUCAACUUGACCAUCUACAUUGUAUUAACAACCACUGCAUUCCUAGCACUCAACCUAAAUUCCAGCACCACAACCCUACUAUUAUCCCGCUCCUGAAACAAAUUAACCUGACUUCUACCCCUAAUCCCAUCCACCCUAUUGUCACUAGGAGGCCUGCCCCCACUGUCCGGCUUCCUACCCAAAUGGCUUGUCAUUGAAGAGCUCACAAAAAACGGCAGCCUCGUUAUCCCGACUAUCAUGGCUAUCAUCACUCUUGCCAACCUAUACUUCUACACACGCCUAAUUUACUCCACCUCAAUCACAUUAUUUCCCGCAUCUAACAACGUAAAAAUAAAGUGGCAGUUUGAAAACACAAAACCCACACUUCUUCUCCCCACACUCACCGUCCUCACCACUCUUCUCCUACCAAUUGCCCCACUCAUAUCCCCUACCCCAU
Nomascus leucogenys (northern white-cheeked gibbon) is the source of this 1042-nucleotide messenger RNA. The record is from the annotation of a RefSeq genome assembly. Lineage: Eukaryota; Metazoa; Chordata; Mammalia; Primates; Hylobatidae.